Molecule: messenger RNA, 1861 nt
Organism: Prorocentrum cordatum
Lineage: Eukaryota; Dinophyceae; Prorocentrales; Prorocentraceae
Source: the annotation of a GenBank genome assembly
AUGCCAGGUGAACUGUCGGACAUGCCGUUGCAGCCAGGCAUCGUUAAAUUCGAGUUCGCCAUGGGCGCGCACGGUCUCGUUUGGACCCAGGGAACUACCAUUGUGGAGCGCGUGUCGUGCCAGGCCCGAUUCUUGGGCGUGCGGCCAGGCUGGAGCAUCAGCAUGGUCAACGGCAUGCCUAUCACUGACAGCGUCACGUGCUGGCAUGAGUUGCAGAAGUGCAAGAAAUCUGGCCUUAGGUACAGUGCUUCUUUUCUCAAAGACGAGGCCUCAAUCCGAGAAGAUCUGACGAAAGCGGAAGCCGAGCGCCAGAAGAGGGCGACGAAGGCCGCAGAGGAGAGGCUGGAGCAGCAGGCCAGGGCCACCGCGGCGGCGGAGCGACAGAGGCAGGCGAGGAAACGCUUGGAGAUGCUGCGCAAGGACUUCGAGUCGGAGAUCGAAGAGGCGAGGGCGUUGGCAGAAGGGAAAAAGAGCGGAGGCCAGAGAACGCGCGCAGCACUGAAGAGGCUGAUGGCGCAGGUCGCGGCGAUCGAGACCCAGAAUGCGUGGAUUCUGGACGCUGUGGGCAAGAUCGCGGGCGCCGGGCUGACCGCCAAGUUCCGAGCCGCGCGGAUAUCGGCGGAGAUCCAAGAGACGCAGGUCACAUGUUUCAUGACUCUUGUUGAGCAGCUAUACGCGCAGAAGCCCGGUACGAUCCUGGACGAGCUACUCGACAACCUGAAGGAGACUGGGCCUGCGGGCGACGCGACGCCGUUGCAGAUCCAGCUCCUCGCAGAGGACGAAUUGCUGGCCAUCGCCACUUGGGCUCUGUAUGCCAUGAAGGACGUCGACAUCGACGGGUUGUUUUGCUUUGAAGACGCCCCAGAACUGCCAGAGGGCCUGGGAGAGCCCGCCCUGCGCGACGAGUUCUACAGCGAGCACAGGCAGAAAGUAGGCGGAAAGCGAAAUCCACAAAUUUUCCAGGUGGCGAACUGGGCCUCCCGCGUCUGCUUCGACAGCGCUGGCGACCGGCAGGGCGCCCUGGGCGGCCUGAGAGCAUGGAUCCGCUCCAUAGUCGAUGGCUUCAGAGCCAAGGCCGCUGGCGACCGUUUCUUCUGGGCGGCGCCCUCCAGCACGACAGUCGACGCCUCGAUCUCCGAGGCGCGCUGCAACCAGCAGGCGCACAAGAAAAACAACGUGCUCUUCGCCAUAUCCGGCAUCACCCACGCCUCCCCGAUGAUGGAGCUGAGCGCGUAUCCCGGGGAGCGCGAGUGGCUUCCACCUCCGUUCACCGCGCUGGAUGUGGAGCGCGUGGUGGACGGAGCCCCGCUGCAGCUGCACUGCAAGUUCGGGGGCUGCAUGCUCACCUCUGCCUUCCGCGAGGAGGUGCGGGGCGACUUUAAGGCCGCCUCGAGGCGGCUGAGCAUGCGGCGCGCGGAGUCGCAGCGGAAUGCAGCGGAGAUGCGCGAAGACCUGGCCAAUUUGUUGGAGUGGGCGAAGUCGACUCGGGCGAAGACCCGAAUGCGAAUCGAGAGUAUAUUUCAAGAACCGCGUCCGGAGGAGUAUCUCCACAUCAUCAAGAAGUGGGAGGAGAAGGAGUGUCUCCUCACGGCGGAACUGGCCGAAGCUAAGGAGUGGGCGAAGUGGUUUCGGGAGAAGGAGCUGAAUUCGGCCAGACUGCGCUUCCAGCAAAUAGCGCGUCAACUGCAGAUACCGCCAGGGACGGGUAUGAGGGCAGAGUAUGAGUCGUCAACUGAGUCGUUAAAGCGUCAACUGGACAUACCUGAUAGUCUGAGGGAAGAGUAUGAGUCGUUAGAGAGGAAGAUCCAUCGCCUCGAGACGGUGACCGGGGACGAGGGGCACGGCACUCGGUUCAACGCGU